GUAGCGAUGAAGUUAACGGAGCAGGUGUACCGGAAUCUGCAGUCUAUCGACCACAGACAAUCACUACCCCAUUUUAAUUUCUUACCCCCGAGAAAACUUCUCCUUCCUCCUUUUCCUCUUCGCUUCUUCCUCUCACUCCCUCGUCUUCCUCCUCAUCCGCCGCCGCCAUCUCCGGCAACGGAACCCUUCUCCUUUUCGUUUCCCCCACCUCCCUCUCCUUUCUCUAUCUAAUCGGAAAUAAUAGUUACAAUUGGUAGAGGAGGAAUUUAAGUGCCGGAAUCGGAAGGGCGUCGGCGUCGAAGACCAAAAAAAGGCCUUCGGUUGAAUCGGUGACCGGAGUGCCCUUUUUUUGGCGGGGUCGGUUGAGGAAGGAGACAAACAACGAAAACCCUAAUUAAUUGAAAAAGACCAUUUCCCCAAUUUGAUUCCGAUUUCCAUUUCUAUUCAAUCAUGCAGUUGUUGAGGUUUCUCUCUCUCUCUACGCUUCUCUGCCCCCGAAUCUUCACAAUCCGGAUUCGGAUAAGAGCUUGAUAUGUCUCUGUUUUCAGGUUUGUUGAGAGUCUCCUUCCUGGACUUGGUGCUUUGCAAGCUAAGAUCUCCGACGUGGCGCCUGUAAAUGCAGUUUUGUAGAUUGCUUCCCCCUUGGAUCUGCCAUCUCUUUGCAUGCAUGGGGUGAGCUUUUCUGAAUUAUCCUUUUUGUUGCUUCUGAAUAAGAUGAGAUGAGAUGGAUGAUUCACAGUUUAAGGAGCUGUGAAACUGUGGGGAAAGUUCCGGUCUUUACUUUCAACUGUUUUUGUUUGGUAUAAAGCUAGUAAAGAGGGAGUUUGGGAUCCAGAUUUCCAGCUGGAGACCAGUUUUUAGGCAUACCCCAGAGGCUUUAGAUCCUUUAGUGCUCAUAAAAUGUGGCUCUUUACCUGUCUCUUUUGCGUCAGCAAAUAGGUAAUGAAUGUUCUAUCAAGCUUGCCUGCCUGCCUCGGUUUGGUUUGGUAUCUUUUGUUUAAUGCCUUUGCUUCGUCUGUAAGUAAAAGCUUCACUUGUGGGGAACAGAAGACAAACAAGGAUUGGCUUUUCUUGUUGCCCCUUCAUUUCCUUGAAAGAAUGGGCUACUGGGAUAUUCUACUCUCCUAUGAGUUUGCUUGCGGGCAGAGGCCUUUUUCAUGUAGGAAGUAAUGUUCUCUGCAUGUUGUUUCCUGAACCAGACCGAGAGGUUUGUUUGGAGGAAACCUUGCAGUUCUUUUAUAUUGCUUUCUGGAGCAUAUUUCCGUGUUGUGGCACACAUGGGAAUGGAAGGAUUUAGGAGUAAAUGGAAGGGUAUUUUUAGUGUGAGAAGCUUUCACCUUUCUUUGUGUUCUUCUCCUUUUCAUUAAUGUUUAUUGCUAGAGUCAACCUGCCACCAUACAUGUGAGAUAGAAAUGAUUGCUGGUAGCAUCCCCCAGAAACUUCAGGGAACUCACCCUAACAGCUACUUGACUUUUUAUUUUAUUCCUGGUCUCUGAUUUUGUUUGCAUUGAAUUGAUGAUAAAAUUUGUGUAAUGGCAUAGAUGUAUGCUUGCUUAGUUUCCCAUUUUCCGUGUAUCACUACAUAUGACAAAAUUGUGUAGGUUUUAGGCUUGUUGAAGCUAUUGUAUAUCGCGUAUCCGUUUGUAACGGUUGCAUACCUUUAAGACUUCAAAUUGUAUAUCGAGAAUUCUCGUAGGCUGAAGGAUAACUCACGUGUCCUGUCGGUGAUACUUUUGUGACACUAUUAGAGUACAUUGCAUUUCACAUAUCCUUUUGUAACGGUUGCAUACCUUUAAGGCUUCAAAUUGUAUAUGGAGAAUUCUCGUGGGCUGAAGGAUAACUCCCAUGUCCUGCCGGCGAUACAUUUGUCACAGUAUUAGUAUCUUUUCCAUCUGUAUAAUUUAUAUUAUCAUCAUUUAGCUGUGUAAUGAGAAGUACUUGGUUGUCAAUUACUCGGUUUUAAUCAUAUUUGUGGUAAAACCUGAUUUGUAACAGAGCAGAGGUUGUCUUGGUUGCUGUGCUAAACCCACUACCGUUGUUUCUGUCAAUGAGCAUUCAAAGGGACUAAGGCCUCUAGACCGGACAUCUAAGAAACAUAGCAUAACCGACGAUUUCUGGAGCACUAGUGCAGCAGAAAUAGACAACAGUGCUCUACAAUCACAGAGAAGCAUGUCAUCCAUCAGCACACUAAACCAGCCCCUUGAUCCCUGCAGUAACGCUGGCAGCUCAAGCAACCCUCCUGAAUUUGUAAAUCAUGGCAAGUUCUACAAAUUAUCACAAGUCCUGGUCAAUUUAUUGAAACUGCAGAUACUGCACAAUUACCUUCUCUUAAUGGUCUUUUCUAUGCCUUUGGUUUGGCCAUUUUCUAUUGUAUCCUUGUGAGGAGUUUGUUGAUAGUCUACGUUGACAUGUUAUUUCUUUUGUUUUGUUCAACUUCGCCCUUUUCCAAGGUGGUUUGAACUUGCUUUUAAAUUUGUCCUUGGAAGGUUAGUGCAUAGUGAAGUACACUGAAAAAGGAUUCUGUUUGCUGGUUGUAGGUCUUCUUCUAUGGAACCAGACAAGGCAGCAAUGGCUUGCAAAUAAGUUAACUCAGAGCAAAACACAAUCACAAGUUCGUGAACCCACGAUAAGGUGACUUCUCGUUUCUCUUUCUGAAAAUGGUGACUCUAGAGCAUUGCCAUUCCCUCUAACCCUAAUUUAAAGUGAAACCAUUCUCUGCUGGUCUAUGUGCAUGAUCGUAAAAAAAGUUUCACCGGUAAAUUGUCUCCUGUAUGUGGCAGUUGGAAUUCUUCUUAUGAGAGCUUGCUCGGGAGUAAUAAGCCAUUCACCCGUCCUGUUCCUCUGGCUGUAAGUUUUAAAAUGGUGGCCUUUCGUUAAAAGCAAGUUCAGCAGGCCAAUGAGAUAUUUUACACUCAUAUUUUGUUCUUUGUGUGUUGGAAAAUGGCAGGAAAUGGUGGAUUUUCUAGUGGACGUUUGGGAACAAGAAGGGUUGUACGAUUGAAUCAAUUGGGAAGGAGCCUUAUUUAGAAGUUCUUUCUCUCUUUGGUGGUAAAAUCCAGGGUUGUAGCAAAUUGUGAUUAACCCAUAAUUUACGUGUUUCCUCAUCCGGGGAGGAAGAAAAGAAACACAUCUUCCCUCAGAACCACUUUGUAAGCUGUCUUUUGAUUUAGAUUGUCGACCGGUGCCUCCGCCGGGCUCGGAGAUUUACUGUGAUUCUAUUGUUAUCAUCAGCCUCUAUCAAAUCAGUACUUGUGCACUGAUUGAUUUCUGAGGCGUUCUGUUGCUGUUGAAAGCCUACCUUUUUUUCCUACUACAGUUCCAGAGUGGGAUAUGGGUCAAAGAAAAUCACCCCUGGCCUUAAACGCCAAAGGGUAAUCGUGAUGGAAUGAUUAAUGAAAUUCUGAGAUGAAGAAUCCAUGGAUUUAGUAUAAUCGUGGAAUUCAAAUCCUCAUUCUCCAAGAAACCUCUGCAUCUUUUCUCGCACAGUAUGCUCUCACCAAAUAAUAAGUAAUGCCUUUGCUUGGUCUUCACUCUUCAGGGUUAGCCGCCUUCUUAAGGAUUGAUCACUUAAAUCAGAUACCCAAAAUACAGAAAUGGAGACUUGUGUUGUGUCAGUCUAUGCAGGACAAGAAACAGGAUUUGGAUGGUAUUGGUAGGGUUUACAGGGAGGAAGUUUGUCUUCUCCUUCCCCCCUAACCAAUAAACAGAAGCAUUUAUGUGGUGGGUGGUGGACUCUAGUUUAAGCCGAAUGUGUUUCAGUCUCCACCCCAUCCCAUCCAGUCCCACAAUGGAAAAGCAAAGCGACAAACCAUGGUAUCUGGUUCUGGUGUAUCAGGAAAAUUGAGCUAGUAUCAAGAAUUAGUCCAUUACAAGUGAUUGUUUAUACGGUACAAGGGUAUUAUGGGCUGGUUGUAUUAGUUAAACAACAUAACAUCACCGCCUAACUUAGGUUUGUUCAUUUCACCAGUUGCAUUGUGUAGGUCCCUAAUAAGUGAUCCGGUGAGUAGAUGAGCACCUCUUAUGAAGUGGUAAAUCCCUAUGGUCGUAACAGAGUCAUUGAAAUUUAUUGUGAUACUCAUGUCCAAUGCAGUCAAAAAUCGAGGCAAAAUCGGAAUCGUAGAUUAAAAUCGUAAAAUUGUAAUAUUUUAAGGUUCAUAUUAAAAUGAAGAUUUAAAACUCCA
This is a messenger RNA of Linum trigynum, 4181 nucleotides long. The record is from the annotation of a GenBank genome assembly. NCBI's taxonomy places the organism in Eukaryota, Viridiplantae, Streptophyta, Magnoliopsida, Malpighiales, Linaceae.